AUGACGUCCAAGGACGCCGAGCUCGACGUAGGCCCGGUGACGCCCCCUCUCAGCAAUGAUCCUGAGAAGGGCUCUGGCAAUGACAACGAGAUCCCCGAUGACUUCCGUGAGAAGGAUUUCAUGACCCGAAAUGGUCUCAACCUGCAGUCUUUCCAGCGUCGUGACUAUGGCACUGGUGGUGUCGAGCUCGAUCGCUCCAUGAAGAAGCGCCAUCUUCACAUGAUUGCCAUCGGUGGUUCCAUCGGUGCUGGUUUCUUCGUCGGUUCUGGUAGUGCCAUGACCAAGGGUGGCCCUGCCUCUGUCUUCAUCUGCUUCACUAUCGCUGGUGUCAUGAUCUUUAACGUCGUGCACGCCCUUGGUGAACUCGCUGUCAUGUAUCCCGUCUCUGGUGGUUUCUACACAUACUCUACUCGCUUCAUCGAUCCUUCCUGGGGUUUUGCUAUGGGCUGGAAUUACGUCUUCCAAUGGGUCAUUGUCUUACCGCUUGAGUUAACCGUCGUCUCAUUCACGGUUCAAUACUGGAAUAAAGACAUAAACGAAGCCGUAUGGAUUAGUGUAUUCUGGGUCGUCAUCAUCAUCAUCAACAUUUUUGGAACGCUAGGCUACGCCGAAGAGGAGUUCUGGAGCUCUUGCUUUAAACUGGCUGCCAUCGUCAUCUUCAUGAUCGUCGCCGUCGUCCUGAUCUGCGGCGGCGGCCCAUCCGACGGCAAGUUUGACACGUAUCAGGGUGCCAAGCUAUGGUAUGAUCCAGGCGCAUUCCAGAACGGCUUCCGUGGCUUCUGCGGUGUCUUUGUCACUGCUGCCUUCUCGUUCGCUGGUACUGAGCUGGUUGGUCUUGCUGCCGCCGAGUCAAAUAACCCGGCCAAGGCCCUUCCCGGCGCUAUCAAGCAGGUCUUCUGGCGUAUCACUCUCUUCUACAUCGUCGGUCUUACUCUUGUUGGUAUGCUGGUUAGCUCCACCGAUGACCGUCUCCUCAACAGCAGCAACCCCUACAAGGAUGGUACCUCGCCCUUCGUGCUCGCUGUCAAGGACGCUGGCCUCAAGGGUUACGACUCCUUCAUGAACCUCGUCAUCUGCGUUUCAGUCGUCUCUAUCGGUGUUUCGUGUGUCUACGGAGGCUCUCGUACCCUGACCGCUCUUGCUGAGCAGGGCUACGCGCCCAAGAUCUUUACCUAUAUUGAUAGGUCUGGUCGCCCUCUCAUGUCGGUAUUGUUCAACCUCAUCUGGGGUGGCCUUGCCUACGUCGUUCUGGCAUCCUCGGGCUCUGUCGUCUUUGACUGGCUCCUGGCCGUCUCUGCUCUUGCUGCCUUGUUCACCUGGGGAUCUAUCUGCUUCGCUCACAUUCGCUUCCGUACUGCUUGGGCUCGCCAGGGCCGUUCGCUUGAUCAGAUCCCCUUCCAGGCUUGCGGUGGAGUCUACGGAUCGUAUAUGGGACUCUUCCUCUGCUUCAUCAUUCUUGCUGCCCAGAUCUUUGUUGCCAUCGCACCCCCUGGACAGACUGGCACUGGUACUGCCGAGGACUUUUUCAAGGCCUGCCUUGCCAUCCCCGUCGUCCUUGCCUUCUGGGUUGCUGGAUUCAUCUGGAAGCGAACCGGCUGGCUCACCAUCGACAAGAUUGACCUCGACACCGGUCUUCGUGAGCAUGACUGGGAUAGCAUCAACGCCUACCGUGCCAAGGUUGCCUCGUGGCCUGCCUGGCGCCGCUUCCUGCACAAGUUUAUGUAA
Molecule: messenger RNA, 1725 nt
Organism: Fusarium keratoplasticum
Lineage: Eukaryota; Fungi; Ascomycota; Sordariomycetes; Hypocreales; Nectriaceae
Exons: 5
Coding region: 1-1725 (574 amino acids)
Biological process (GO): amino acid transmembrane transport
Cellular component (GO): membrane
Molecular function (GO): amino acid transmembrane transporter activity
Source: RefSeq, a predicted model, not a curated record